Messenger RNA from Rhinichthys klamathensis goyatoka, 1994 nucleotides. It is a transcript of the gene gtpbp2a, whose product is annotated as GTP binding protein 2a. Lineage: Eukaryota; Metazoa; Chordata; Actinopteri; Cypriniformes; Leuciscidae. The record is from RefSeq and is a predicted model, not a curated record. The coding region runs from base 193 to 1953 and encodes 586 amino acids. Gene Ontology annotation, molecular function: GTPase activity; GTP binding; translation elongation factor activity. The transcript is spliced from 12 exons. Gene Ontology annotation, biological process: translational elongation.
UAAACCGGAAGUUGAGUUGUUAUUGUUGCGAGUGUUGGGGGGUUGAGCCCUACCGGCUCGAGUUUAUAUACGAUCAUGUUUCACUCGCUCUCUUGUGUUUCUACCUCUCUGAACCUGAACCUGAACCUGAACCGGCGGAUGGCGUAGGACAGAGCCGGGAGUGCAUCACUUUAUCUCGGGGUUUGAACAGGAAUGGACUCGCGGGUGUCGGAGCUGUUCGGGUCCGCGGCGAGUACUGCGGCUCUCAGCAGAAAAACCGCGAAGAAUGGCAGCAAAAAGUGCAAAAACCGCUCAGCCCGGUAUCAGAAACCCAGCAAUAAUCCUCCUUAUCUUCCUCCAGAGGUUGAAGAGGGAAACAUUGAGUACAAGCUGAAGCUGGUGAACCCGACUCAGUACCGCUUCGAGCACUUGGCCACACAGAUGAAGUGGAGGCUCCAGGAGGGCCGCGGCGAGGCCGUGUAUCAGAUCGGCGUGGAGGACAACGGUCUGCUGGUGGGCCUGUCGGAGGAAGACAUGAACGCCUCGCUCAAAACACUCCGCAGGAUGGCUGAGAAGGUGGGUGCAGACAUCACAGUUCUCAGAGAGAGGGAGGUCGAUUACGACUCUGACGAGACGCACAGAAUAGCCGAGGUCCUGGUCAGGAAAGUGCCCGAUGAUCAGCAGUUCCUGGACCUGCGAGUGGCUGUGCUGGGAAACGUGGACUCGGGAAAGUCCACUCUGCUGGGUGUCCUCACACAGGGAGAGCUGGACAACGGGAGAGGCCGAGCGAGACUAAACCUCUUCAGACACCUUCAUGAGAUCCAGACCGGCCGAACCUCCAGCAUCAGCAUCGAGAUCUUGGGCUUCGACAGCAAAGGAGUGGUGGUGAACUACAGCGAGUCCCGCACGGCAGAGGAGAUUUGUGAGAGCGCCUCAAAAAUGAUCACCUUCAUAGAUCUGGCCGGCCACCACAAAUACCUGAAGACCACGAUCUUCGGCUUAACCAGCUACUGUCCAGACUUCGCCAUGCUCGUCGUCAGUGCCAACACGGGCAUCGCGGGUACGACGCGUGAGCACUUGGGUCUGGCCAUGGCGCUGAAGGUGCCGAUCUUCAUCGUGGUGAGUAAAGUGGACCUGUGUGCCAAGGGCACCGUGGAGCGAACGGUCCGGCAGCUGGAGCGGAUCCUCAAGCAGCCCGGCUGCAACAAGGUGCCCAUGCUAGUGUCCUCGGCCGACGACGCCGUCACUGCCGCGCAGGAGUUCGCUCAGUCCCCGAGCAUCACCCCCAUCUUCACCCUGUCCAGCGUGUCGGGCGAGAGUCUCGAUGUGCUGAAGGUCUUCUUCAAUAUCCUCCCUCCCCUCAGCAACAGCAAGGAGCAGGAGGAGCUCAUGCAGCAGCUCACCGAGUUCCAGAUUGAUGAGAUCUAUACCGUGCCAGAUGUGGGGACAGUGGUUGGCGGGACUCUUUACAGCGGGAUCUGCCGCGAGGGGGAGCAGCUGGUGGUCGGACCCACGGAUGACGGGGAGUUUCGGGAGCUGACGGUCCUCAGUAUCCAGAGGAAUCGCUCCGGCUGUCGGGUCCUCAGAGCGGGACAGGCCGCUACUCUGGCAAUCGGAGACUUCGACCGCUCGUUCUUACGCAAGGGAUUGGUGAUGGUGAGUCCCGAGAUGAACCCCGAUAUCUGCUGGCGCUUUGAGGCAGAGAUCGUCUUGCUCUUCCAUGCCAAAACUUUCCACAAGGGCUUCCAGGUGACCGUUCAUGUGGGCAACGUUAGACAGACGGCCACAGUUGAGGCUCUGCAAGGAAAGGACGAGCUGCGCACCGGAGAGAAGGCUGUGGUCGGCUUCAGGUUCAUCAAACACCCGGAGUAUCUGAAGCUGGGAGCCAAGCUGCUCUUCCGAGAGGGCGUGACCAAAGGCAUCGGUCAGGUGACCAAACUGCAGCCCGCCUGCCAGUACCAGCAGCAGGCCUGAGCGGGCCACGCUCCUCCUGCUCACACCAGUCCGUUUCACAC